CAAAUUUUUUAAAUGUAGGUUUCCACACGAAUGCUACGAUGUGUUUGUCCCCAAUCCAGAGGCCUCAGAAGGGAAAACGCAACUGUGUCAAUGUUUGCCGAGCUGCUGCGUGUGCGGCAGACAGUCUGUCUCCAAUCCAAUCUUCUACCGAUAGCAGUAACGAUCUAGAGACAGAGCAGAGAGAAUGUCCCGAGUCAUAGCGUUUCUGUGGACACUCCUCGCGGGUGUGGGCCUGGGCCUGGUUAGCGGGGACUACUAUUCGGCCAUCAGCGAAGUGGAGCGGCUGCUGGAUGUAGAGGCCUUCCUGGUGGAACGGUUCGAAGAUUACUUGGAAAAAGCCCAGCAGCAGCAGGAGAACAUCGAAAGGUUUCUUCAACAUGUGGAACAGCUGCAUAGUCGGCACGGGGACAUUGAGGCGUUUUUUGGCAACCCAAUCAAUGCCUUCACCACCAUCAGACGCCUCGUCCACGACUGGAAGCACAGUGUCUUCGAGCCGGUCUUCGAUACGAGUAACUUGGAUAACUACAAGACUUCGGUAAGCGCGGGGCUGAAAAAGGCUGAGAUCCAGGAACCGACCAAGGAGGAUCUGCUCGGCGCCACUCGCGGCUUGUGGCGCCUGCAGGAGAUGUACAAACUACCCACAAAGCAGCUGGCGGCGGGAUUCUUGGCUCCCGAGGAACAGCGCCAAAUGAAUUUGUCAAUCAGUGCCAGUGACUGCUAUGAGAUCGGGCGGCAUCUUUGCCAGAUGAAGGAGUACUCUUACGGCUCUGAGUGGCUGUUGGAAGCGAGGACCAGACUGCCUCGGGAUCCUUCAGGAUAUGUGCUUCCCAAGAUCACUAAGGUGCAGAUCCUGGAGCAGCUCUCCACUGCCUUUAGCCAAUUGGGCAACAAGAAGCUGGCCCACAAGCUGAACAACGAAAUAUUGGAUGCGGAACCUGGCCAUCAGGAGGCCGUGAAGAACAAGAUUGUGUACGAGGCGCUGCUGGCACGAGAGAGGAGCAUCAGUAGUAGUCCCAGGAUGAAACUAGAUCCUCCGCAGGAGGCUGCUCCAGAGCCAGAGCCAGAGCUGAAGGAGAGCCAAGAGCUCUACCAGCGCGUGUGUCGAGGAGAACUGCGGCAGUCCCCUAAAGAGCAGCGGUAUCUCAGGUGCUGGUUGAGCCACCAGGAUGUGCCCUACCAGCGCCUCUCGCCCUUCAAGGUGGAACAGCUCAGCGGGGACCCCUAUGUGGCCUAUUUCCACGAUGUGCUCAGCGACAAGGAAUCAGAGCAGAUCAUCGAACACGGCAAGGGGCAGGUGACGCGCUCGGAGAUCGGCCAAACUGGAAACUCCACCGUCUCGGAUAUCCGCACCAGCCAGAACACGUGGUUGUGGUACGAGAACAAUCCCUGGCUGGCGGACAUCAAGCAGCGACUGGAGGACAUCACCGGCCUGAGCACAGACACUGCGGAGCCCCUGCAGCUGGUGAACUAUGGAAUUGGAGGGCAGUACGAGCCGCACUUCGACUUCAUGGAUGACGCCGAAAAGAACUUUGGCUGGAAAGGAAAUCGCCUAUUGACAGCUCUUUUCUACCUGAACGAUGUCCCCUUGGGAGGGGCCACUGCUUUUCCCUUCCUCCAUCUGGCCGUUCCGCCUGUCAAGGGUAGUCUUCUGGUCUGGUAUAACCUCCAUCGUUCCCUCCACAAGGACUUCCGCACCAAGCACGCUGGCUGUCCCGUGCUCAAGGGCUCCAAGUGGAUGAGCAUCUCUUCCCUUCCAGUAUGCAAUCAGUGGUUCCAUGAGGCUGCCCAGGAGUUCAGGAGACCCUGCGCGCUGACCAGCGAUGCUGAAAAGUUCCUCGAACUUGAAAACAAGUAGUGGAUAUCCGGCUAUGAUUAUUUUUCACCAAAAAUAAAUUCUAUUUUUUAUUUCAAAAAGCUUUAAAUUUUAUUUCAAUGUAUUCAAUGGCUUUAUUGUCAGACAAAAAUUACCGCAAUUUAUUAAGUUUUUUAAAUCAUUACAAAAAAAAAUAAAGCAAUUAUGAGACUUUAAAUGAAUGAACAAUGAGUCGAUUUGGUUAUAUCAAAGAAACAUUUUCCAGCCUAAACUUCCAUUUAUGGACUGAGUACUCUGUCUCUAUGAUUGCGGGUUGUAUGACGAGGAGGUCGAGCUUAAAGGUUAAUAACUAUUCAUCGAAGAGCACAAAAAAAGUUGUACCACAACUUUCUUCAGAUAAACGAGCAUCUAUACUCGGAAGAAGCGAAUCUUGGACUCAGUCCAGAAGCAUCUUUCAAGCCCGCUAGUCUACGAUUCUCCAUUCGAUUCGAACCUACCAUAAAUUCUUAAAAAAAAAAAUACUGAAACAUUGUCACUGUCAUUGACCCGAAAAACCGGAGAGAAGCGAAGAA
Drosophila pseudoobscura is the source of this 2385-nucleotide messenger RNA. RefSeq names its product prolyl-4-hydroxylase-alpha SG1 (gene PH4alphaSG1). Gene Ontology annotation, molecular function: L-ascorbic acid binding; protein binding; iron ion binding. The record is from RefSeq and is a predicted model, not a curated record. Gene Ontology annotation, biological process: peptidyl-proline hydroxylation to 4-hydroxy-L-proline. Gene Ontology annotation, cellular component: endoplasmic reticulum. The coding region runs from base 185 to 1855 and encodes 556 amino acids. Lineage: Eukaryota; Metazoa; Arthropoda; Insecta; Diptera; Drosophilidae. The transcript is spliced from 5 exons.